UUCUUCCUGCUCUCAAACACAGUCAGCUCCUCUCUGUCCACAUGUUUCCUGUUCCCUCCCCUUCAGAUCUACAGUUUGAAGAUGGGUGGAACCAACAUGGCGGUGAAGUGCAGGAGCUGACAGGCCUCAUUCACUGCAGAGACACAUGUUGUUUAGAUCAGAGCUCAGACUGGUUUCACUUUUGAUGAAAGUGAAAGUCUGACAGUUGUUGUUGCUGAGAGGUGAAAUGGCGCAGAAAGGAGUUCAGCUGGACCACGAAACCUUCUGUUGUUCGAUCUGUCUGGAUCUACUGAAGGAUCCGGUGGCGAUUCCCUGUGGACACAACUACUGCAUGGACUGUAUUAAAACCCACUGGGAUGAAGAGGAUGAGAGGAGAAUCCACAGCUGCCCUGAGUGUAGGAAGACCUUCACACCGAGGCCUGUCCUGAUGAAAAACACCAUGUUAGCAGUUUUAGUGGAGCAGCUGAAGAAGACUGGACUCCAAGCUGCUCCUGCUGAUUCCUGCUAUGCUGGACCUGAAGAUGUGGCCUGUGAUGUCUGCACUGGGAGAAGAUUCAGAGCCCACAAGUCCUGUCUGGUCUGUCUGGUCUCUUACUGUGAGAAACACCUCCAGCCUCACUAUGAUGUGGCUCAGUUUAAGAAACACAAGCUGGUGGAGCCCACUGAGAAGCUCCAGGAGAACAUGUGCUCUCGUCAUGAUGAGGUGAUGAAGGUGUUCUGCCGUACUGAUCAGCAGUAUAUCUGUUAUCUCUGCUCCAUGGAUGAACAUAAAGGCCACGACACAGUGUCAGCUGCAGCAGAAAGGACUGAGAGGCAGAGAGAAGUUGAGGUGAGUCUACAAAACAUCCAGCAGAGAAUCCAGGACAGACAGAAAGACCUGAAGGUGCUUCAACAGGAGGUGGAGGCCAUCAGUCGCUCUGCUGAUAAAGCAGUGGAGGACAGUGAGAAGAUCUUCACUCAGCUGAUCCAUCUCAUGGAGAAAAGAAGCUCUGAUGUGAAGCAGCAGCUCAGAUCCCAGCAGCAAACUGAAGUGAGUCGAGUCUUGGAGCUUCAGGAGAAGCUGGAGCAGGAGAUCACUGAGCUGAAGAGGAAAGACGCUGAGCUGAAGAAGCUCUCACACACAGAGGAUCACACCCAGUUUCUACACAACUACCCCUCACUGUCAGCACUCAGUGAGUCCACACACUCAUCCAGCAUCAACAUCCGUCCUCUGAGAUACUUUGAGGAUGUGACGGCUGCUGUGUCAGAGCUCAGAGACAAACUACAAGACGUCCUGAGGGACACAUGGACAAAUGUCUCACUGACUGAAGUGGAUGUUUUACUGCCACAACCAGAGAUCAAGACCAGAGCUGACUUCUUAAAAUAUUCAUGUGAAAUCACACUGGAUCCAAACACAGCAUACACAUGGCUGUUAUUAUCUGAGGGGAACAGAAAAGCAACAAGAAUGAAUCAACUUCAGUCUUAUCCUGAUCACCCAGACAGAUUCACUGGCUGGUGGCCUCAGGUCCUGAGCAGAGAGAGUCUGACUGGACGUUGUUACUGGGAGGUGGAGUGGAGAGGGAGAGGAGUUUGUGUAGCAGUCGCAUACAAGAAUAUCAGCAGAUCAGGGAGUGGACAUGAAUGUGGAUUUGGACGAAAUAAUAAAUCUUGGUCAUUAUAUUGUGACAAAAAAAAGUAUAAGUUUUGGUACAACGAUGUCCAAACUGCUGUCUCAGGUCCUCCGUCCUCCAGAGUAGGAGUGUACCUGGAUCACAGAGCAGGUAUUCUGUCCUUCUACAGCAUCUCUGAAACCAUGACUCUCCUCCACAGAGUCCAGACCACAUUCACUCAGCCUCUCUAUGCUGGACUUAGACUUUAUGGUUAUGGAGACGCUGAGUUCUGUAAGCUGAAAUAGACAGAAGUCAUUUAAUUCUCAAUUUAAUUGAGUGUUCAGAGUUCAGAACUCUUAAAGGUGAAAUACAUCCCUUUCACUGUUGUGUGUCGUUUACACAAUGAAGUUUAGGGGGGAAAGAAGAAAGCAGCAUUAAGAAAGUCACAGUUCUGGUAAGUCUAAUUGCUGCAUGAAGUUUCCACUGUCUUACUGACUCUGAACAUUCAGAUGUCACAACGUAAAUGGAUUAUUUACAGCUUUUUCUUUUCAACAGUUUCAAUUCUUUUGGCUAAACAAAACAUCUCAUACUGUGAAGCUUCUGUUAGUUUUUUAUGGGACAAUGUUGUACAACAAAUGCUGCUUUAUGCAGUUAGACACCAAAAGGUCAUUAUGAGCUUGUUUAAUGUGUCUUUAGGGAAACAAUGACUUGUGAGCCAGUGUCUUUCACAUGCUGAAGAACAGCAGCUCUGCCAAGUCUGGUUAAACCUCAGUGCUGCCACAACAAUGACAUGAUCACAUGAUCCUCACUGUUUUAAAGUUCAGUAAAUCAUGACACAUCACUGGAGACCUUUUGUGACUGGUUGUAGGGUUUAUUAUAGAUGUAAAUGUAAUUUUUUAUACAAUUUAAGGCCUGGGUUGGUGAAAUUGAAGCAUUUAAUUGUAUUGUUUUGCAGUAUAACGAGACAUCAAGCUCCAUUUUGUUUCAUCACUAAUGUUAAAGCCUUAAACACUUUCUGUCACAUCUACAGUGAGUUAUGAGCCUCCAUAAGACUCUUGAACUUAUAACUCAUUAUAUGUAACAUCUAUAAGGUUUUAUGGCUGUUGACUUAGUGCAUCGGAAAGGACCAUGAAUGCAUUAUAAUACAGUAUGAAUGCACUACUGAUGAGGUGUUGAUAGAAAGUGUUACGACCCGGGGGACCUUCUGGGGGACCGAGUGUGUUGUGUGUAUCAAAGCCUGAUAUCCCUUAUUGCUUCUUGCUUUCUGUCACAGAGUUUCAUGGUUGUUCAAAAACUAUUAAAAACACACCAGUGAGCCA
Molecule: messenger RNA, 2908 nt
Organism: Scatophagus argus
Lineage: Eukaryota; Metazoa; Chordata; Actinopteri; Scatophagidae
Product: tripartite motif-containing protein 16-like
Exons: 1
Coding region: 227-1894 (555 amino acids)
Molecular function (GO): zinc ion binding; protein binding
Source: RefSeq, a predicted model, not a curated record